Messenger RNA from Ceutorhynchus assimilis (cabbage seed weevil), 346 nucleotides. The record is from the annotation of a GenBank genome assembly. Lineage: Eukaryota; Metazoa; Arthropoda; Insecta; Coleoptera; Curculionidae.
GAUAAAGUAUUUAAGUCGAGUUGGAGGCAGUGAUGUACCUGAAAUUGUAAAACGAUUGAUGUAUAAAUUGUUAACAAAUGAAGUUGGAAAUUUAUUCAGUUGGGAUGGAGCCAAAGGAAAGAGAAAAUUCAAAUGUUUAAAGUUAGCCAAUGUCAUUUUAGAUACUGUGCGAGCUAACAAUCACACUAAAAAUGCCACAGAAGCCGAUAUUAUUGUCUACAUAAAAAAAUGGUUGGUGCGAUCAAAGGAUCGCAUGCAUCUGGAAGAUAAGCGAAGAAGACGGAAUGAAAAUCAGGAAGAAGAGGACGGAAAUCAGGAAGAAGAGGACGGAAAUGAUACUAUGUAA